Messenger RNA from Austrofundulus limnaeus, 2732 nucleotides. RefSeq lists its product as uncharacterized. The record is from RefSeq and is a predicted model, not a curated record. NCBI's taxonomy places the organism in Eukaryota, Metazoa, Chordata, Actinopteri, Cyprinodontiformes, Rivulidae.
UUUUUUGAGGAGUGAUGUUUAUAGUUGAACUUGAGAUACCUAUUCUAUUCUGGGUCAAUUUGCCUCGCUAAUUAAAAACCAAGACAAAUGAGUCAUGAAGAUUUGGAUUGAAAAUAAACUUCCUUGCCUAAAUGAGCAGCAACCUCUGAAUACCGCAAACCUUCAUCCACUGUGACAUUAGGGCCUAAAGCAGUGGAAGAUGCUCAACCCUCUUGUGCCACAUUGUCCUAAUAUCUGCCAAUUUAUCUGUUUUCUGUCUGACAGCUCUUGUCUCUCAGUAAUCAAAAUGGAUUACUCAGGAGAAAAUAUAAAGUCUCCACAGACGUUGUGGCAUGAAAUGUUGCCCUGCCUGUCUCUGCAUCUCAUAGAUUAUUUGUUGAUUCAUACUUUGACUUGUAGGCACCAGCCAGGAUGAGGACCUCCAAGUAUGCAAAAUGCAUUUUAUGCAUCUCCUUCCAACUCUCCCCAGAAAAAGACCUUUGUUAUAGUUUAGUCACUUCAAGAACAAUUUUCUGUAUUGAACUGGGCAUGAGAAGCUCAAAAACUGACUUGAUGUCUGUGAUACAAGUUACUGCCGUCCUGGUAGGCCCUGGCAGGCCCUGGCACUGUAUUUAUUAUAUUUUCCAUGCUAUUUACUUGGAGAUGAAGACCACUGUAUUUCACCAUUAAUUCACCAACAUGAAUGGUUAAGACACAUCAUCUUCUAUGUCACCAUCAUGAUCAAAGAGAAGUUCCAGCCUUUCCAAGAUUAUCAUCUUUUUAUUUCUGGUGCUCAUUUUUUGAGUAAUUAAAUAUGUAUCUGAAGUGUGUAAUGUUUUUAGUACUCCCUUGCAGGGAAUAUUCAUGUCCCCCGCACCCCAACCCACCACUGCUGUGCUGAGAGUCCACUCAAUGUGGGUGGAGUUUACCCACGAGAACAAAAAGGUUCCCGUCAAAAGUUGUAAAAACACCUGCAUUCUCGCAGUCUCCUAGAGAAGUAAAUAAGAAUAGGGAGAAAGUGUGCAUGUGUGUGUGGGUGUGUGUGUCUAUUUGUUUGAGGUGAAAUAUGUCUCACAGUUGCAAAGAAACAAAUAGUAUUGGACAGUUUUGACCCUUUUUACCCUUUGUGGUGGAAAUAUUUUAUAUAAUCCUGGCCAACUCCUAAGUUCACAUUACCUUGACAUGUUCUGUUCUGUAUCUCUGAUAAACUGCCACAUUAAUCUGUUCUCACAAUUUUUAAAGACGCCAUCUGACGUCUACAGACCUUGUGCUCAUUUCAUAUUGCAUGUGUAACUUGUAAUUAUUUCAUUGGUCUCUGAAAUUAUUUGUUCUUGCGGACCACGCUCGGAAGUUAUUUAUAUGCAUUUCCUGUCUGGCUGAGCAGUGAUGACUUGACAGAGCCAUUGAUCUCUCUGACCGGUUACCGCUCUGCAUAAUUCAAUUCAAUUCAUUUCAGUUCAAUUCAAUUCAAAAAUACUUUAUUGAUCCCAGAAGGAAAUUUGGUAAUAACGGAUUUAAUAAUAGAAACUUUAUUAAAUCAUCUGACGACCAAACCACGCAGUGCACCAGUCUUUUAUUCAUGUGUUUCUGCCUUAGUGGAAUAUUUUCCACAACAGAUUUGGCGUCACGACAGAGACCUUCUGCGAUGCGACAGCAUUUUUCCAGAGCCGAAGAGGAAAGGACAGCGACCGGAGCUUUUGGCUUUCGCAAAAAAAGCUUUUUCUAUUUUUUUCCUCCAUCGUUUUUGUAACAUCGGGACUGAUGGCUUUCGCUUCGGUGCCAGAGGGGUGAAUUGAUCAUGGAAGGAUACCAAACCUUCGUGGCAGAAAUGCGGUGAGUUUUUGAAAUAUCUGCUAUACUUUAAGCUAUGGCUGAAUGGCUAGCAGGCCAUGCUAGCUCAAAUGCAAUGAGAUUAUAUGGGAUGCUAGGCAGCUAGAUAGCAUCCAAUGCUAAAGCUAACGUUAAUCCGACCCAUUGAAAAUCAAUUCUAAUAUUUAAUUCGAAGGCCUGUCCAUUUUCUGCAGCUACUACUGGUGGUGGUAUGUGUUUUUACGGGCGGUGGCCCGAGCUAAGUUGAAGAAACCCACAAGGUUUCCGACUUUCAGAGUGUAGGUUUACUACUGCAGUGUUACUGUUGUUUCUCUGACUUAGAUCUGCAUGGGUCAAUUGUGUGCAGAUUUUAGGAGCGUAACUUGUUCUGUCUCAAAUAGUUUUUACGAAAAGUCUUGUCCAAUUUGGGGACUUUUCGAGCUAAACUGAAGUUACCAGUAGGCCUAACUACAGAGUACUGAGUGGGUCUGGUUGUAGGGAGAUAGUUGACCGCUAUUUUCUUAGGAUGCAGGUUGUGGAAAAUCCUGCGUGAGCGUAACUUUUAUUAAAAGGACACGCCCGCCUCCUCUUUGGAAUGAAGAAGUUGGUCUUUCUGUUUUUAGACACGGGAACAGAAUGAUAAAGAGACAGGGUGGUGGGGGCGCUAGUGAGCACCGUAUGGAAUAGACGUGUUUUUUUUCUGGCUCCUCACCACUUAAAAAUAAUUCCAUAUUUACAUUGAUAUUUCACUCAUAUUUCGGUUUCCCCGUGUUAUGACUGACUGCUUUAACAUUGAGGAUGACUAAACCCAAGGCGGAUAAAGGAAAGAAGCAAGAUAAGGCUUCGGAAGAGAUGACUGGGCAGCACGUGCUGGAGCUAGCUACGCAAGCUACAACCGCAACAGAAGCUGAACUAGCAUGUGAGCAUGAUACGGGAUCCUCUAC